This is a messenger RNA of Scylla paramamosain (green mud crab), 4933 nucleotides long. RefSeq lists its product as uncharacterized. The record is from RefSeq and is a predicted model, not a curated record. The transcript has 11 exons. Bases 1410 to 3194 code for a protein of 594 amino acids. Lineage: Eukaryota; Metazoa; Arthropoda; Malacostraca; Decapoda; Portunidae.
CUAUCAUCCGUAGCCGCCUGAACAUAUUCUCAAGGGGUAAGGGUCAGUCAUAAGUAGAGUUUUAGCAUCCGAUAUAUCACCGGCGCCGCCCUUCCCACCUCACCCACCUCCGGCACACAGCCUCGCCAGCCCCGUGUACGCCUCCAGCUCACUAGCCCGUAUGCUCAGGAUUCUUACUAACAAAUUUUUUAACUCCACGGGGCAGCGCGCAGUUUGUUGGUCUUCCGCUAGGUGGCGGCGGCCCCGCCCCAGCCUUUCUGUGAGACAGCGAGUCAGCGAGACCGUGGAGUCAGUUGCCCGCUGACCGCUGUGCAGCACGGAAGAGGAAGCGCGCUUCGUCCUGGAACUGUCGAAUGUGACUGUAAACUGUUUAGUGUCUGUAGGAGGGAGCUGGUGAGGCGCUCGACGGAGAGGCAGUGUGAGCCGCGUCAAGACGGAGGUGUGUCGCAAGGUGUCAUCGGCGCGCGGGCACACCAGACCCACCAGACGGCGUGAGUGCAGCGGCCCGGCGUGCUGCAGGUACGCGGCCCCUCCCUGCCAGCCAGCUGUUUGUGCUCCACCUUUCUUCCUUUCUCCUGCAACCCCUUGUCCUCCUCCUCCUCCUCCUCUUCCUCGGUGAGAGAGGGUGAGAGGGGCGAGGACCAUCCGGGCACUCGAAGGACACACACAUACACUCACACACACGCACAGGUGCUGAAGACACGUCACGUCACAGAACCGAGGACCUGAGCGCCUUCACAGGGAGAACCUUUCUUCUCACCACCGCGUUGGGCCAGACGUCCAGCUUCCAGGCGUAUCGCUCAUCUCAACUCAGCGCUCGCUCUUCUCUUGAACACCAGUUUUCGUUAUCGUGAGGCCCGGGACGUUUGCAGCCCCAUACCAUGCGCUAGAUAUCAGAAAAAGGUCAACAUUAGCUGGCAGGGAAAAAAAAAUUGUGCCCUCGCAAUACCACGCCUAUGAACCUUGGGAAGACCUGUCGUUGCCAGGUAAAGGAGUUAUAGCUAUUCAUUUUGGACGCAAAUAUCAUAGAGGCAGCAACUGUUGUAAGGAAAGUUGGUAGCCGCGUGUCACCGGCCGGAGAUACUAUCAUCCCUUGCUUGGUCCGGUGGAAACACCACACACUCUACGUUGCUGUGGAGAAAAACCAUGAAGUGAAGGCUGCUGUUGAUGGUGGUCUGUAAAAACAAAGCAGCCGCAUAGACAGAGGUGACAGGAGGUAUCAACGGUAGUUGAAGUGUCACAACGCUAUCCUGGGUGAUACUGUGGAAAUUAAUCCCGGGAAGUGACAUCGUUCUGUUUCACCCAUUCAACCCUUUACUCAGCUCACCUGAUUCCCGGAAGAUGGCGCAGCGCGGUCCUCUCGAAGGCCCACCGGUUUACUGGUGACGAACUAACUAAAAUCCAUCAAAAUGUCAACGUCUCAUUCAUCGGGAUCUUCUGGAUGUCGCUCGGCAGGGCCAUGGCUGCACCCAGUUGGCCCUGGCGGCACCUUGACCCCCAAGAGUUUGUUGCGGCGCCACAAGCUCCCUGUCGCGGCACACCUCCACACUCCUACAGCACCGUCUGGGCUGGACCUUUCUCGACCACUCUUGCUCUACUCCAGCUACACUUCGACAAAGGUGCGAGGCGUGUCCCUGCGACCGGGCAAGGAUGGCGGCAUGACACCCAUAGGUCCCUCCGUCGUCAUCCCGGACUCCUAUACAGGCUGGUUCGCCAUUGUGACGAGUGACGGACACACGGCUCCUUUCUUUUCUACUGUGGAACAAGUCGCCUCCAGUAAAGUGACUUUUUUCCUCACGCGCUAUGAUGUGCCGGCCUACACCAACCUGCAUGACGACACUGGUCGAAUGACAUACCAGAAGACAGUGGUUCAGAGCGGCCACGUGCUCAAGCUGCUUGGCAUUUUCGAGGACCUCAACGCUCGCCGCACAAACAGCGGCGGCAGAGGCCGUGACAUAUCCUCGUCUGUCUUCACCUGCGACAAGUAUGCGCAGUGCCUCAACUACAGAAAUGAGGUGGUAUUUCUGCCCUUCUCAGCGACAGGCCGCUUCUAUACAACAGCACACAAGACGAGCAAAAGCCCCAACCACGUGUACCUGAUGGCACACAUCCUGAAGAACCAUCGCCUGCCCCUCACUGUGCGGUUGGUGUGUGGCUACAUGCCUCGCGUCCCAUGCAACUUUACUGGUGUGCUACGCCUUGAGCAGGCCCAGAAAGAGGCAGUCAUCCUGGCCUGCACCAUGACCAACGAGGCUCAGGCAACUCUCUUUGAAAUCGACGUUUCCUCAAACUUUGCACUGACACCAGUCAAGGACCCGAUGUUCCCCAAGACACCAAUCUUCCUGAAGACUGUGUCGUACUGUGAGGAUGAAGCCGAGGCUUGGCGCCGCCAGAUCAAGGUGACCCACCAUGUCACGGAAUCCAAGAGGUCUAAAUCGAUGAGUCGGUCCGUGUGUGACAGACUCCUAGACCAGCCGCGGACGGCUACCUUUGCUCUGCUCACUGAUCACGGCCGAAGGAAGCUGAACGGCAGCCGCGAUAAAUCAAUGGAACGUCUGGCAGGUUUCUUCCUCGCUGAUAGAUCUCGAGAUAAGAGCAAAGAAAAUCUCCUUCGAGACAGAAGCAAAGAAAAGAUGCGCGACAGAGACAGAUUGAAAGAGAGACCCAAAGACAAGCAACAAGAGAGAGAGAAGUUUGACGGCCCAAACAAGCUAAGUGAGAAAAGUCAGGAUACGAGGAAGCUCUCAAAGCAAAACACAUACAUCUUCCAAAAGGGGCGGCCCUCCAAGAUGCGGGACCGGCGGCAGGAGGCCGACGCUGUCAACAGACUCAACAAGUCAAUAGAAAACUUGGAUUACUCACGUGUGGCUGACGAUAUAAGUCCUGUGCACGAAACCGUGGAGGAGGAAGACCACUAUGCCGAAAUAUGUGAUUACAUCAUCGGCGACAAGAGUGGACCAGGACCCAGAGAAUAUAAUAAACGCGAGAAGAGAAAGUCUAUAGGAGACAGGGAAAGCUCUAAUUAUGCCCGUCAGCUUCGAGGCGACGAUGCUAACCUGAGUUUUACGUUGCUGAAGAAAGACAUUGGUGGUUAUUAUGUUAAGAUUCCAGGCUUUGAAAUCCCCAAGGGUGAUUGUGAUUUUGAUCCCAUUGUCAACACCCAGCCGGGAAAGAACUAUGACUCCUUGUGUUAGGAACUGUUCAGUAUUACAGUACAAGUAGAGGAAAUGUUUUAUAUACUAGCGUAAAUCUUUAAAAUCAAUUUAGAUAAUCCGUAUAACUAACUUUGUGCCACUUCCCCAAGACAAGCUCACCUCCACCCACCCACCAAGACGCAGCAGAUGGCUAAGACAACAUGCUUAUAUAAACCGUGCCAGCCUCACCGUGCCCUUUUCCAUCUGCGGCAGAGGUGGGUGGCACGAGACCCUAUAUUUAUAUAAGAAGCAUCGGUGUAUGUCAGGUGAAUCCUGCUGGAUGGUUUUGUAGCCACUUCGUCAUGAUUUCGAGAGAGUUUAUAUAAACAAGAGGUGGGUAGUUUGCACUUUGAUGUGGCUCUUUAAAAGUGUUGUUUAUCAUUACGAAUUGCAACAUGUACUGACAAGAGGUGACCAACAAGACUUCUCCAGCAGCUCGCGUCAUGGCAAGCAAUACUGUGGCUGGAGAUCGAACACUCAAGAUGUAUCUAGUCAGUCAGUACCCUGACAGGGCCUGCUGUAGAUAGAAUUGGUGGAGCAUUUACAUAAUAUCAAUAAUUUUCUCUCUUUAUAUGGCAAAUAACAGAAAAUCUCAUUGUUAGGGACACGGCAAUCAGCACCCUUUCUUAUUUUCCACGAAUUUUGUCGUGUUACGUUUGCCCAAAUCUCUUUUUCAUAAACAAAUAAGUCUCCCACAGCUUUUUUUUUUUUCCCCACCAGCUGAAGAGUCAAGACAAACAAUGGACUUGCUUCCCCGCCACCAUCCCCACUUAAUAAAAGUCUCUGCCUCCUUCAUACUAUAGUGUGCUUGCUUUUGAUGUACAAAAAUAUAUACUGCAGUACAUGGAUAUUACAUUCAUGCUGUUACAGAGCGUUUUCCCUUUGUGAUGAACCUGUGAAAUCUGAUACAUGUAAAGAAACGAUGUAAAAGGUUUUGAAUGUAUGUAGCUCAUUAUAUUCAUUGUAAUUUUGUAGCAUUUCAUGAUUUGGCAUUUGUGUUAUGCCGUACAGCAUGCUCAUCAGCAGAAAGCCAUAAUUUAUUUUCAUAAAUGUUCCAUAUUUAGUUAUAAUGUAAAAGUACUUGGAAUUUACCCAAGACGACAGCGGAUCCCAUUGCAAGACUACCCUGACAGCAUUCUGGGAUGUCCUGCUACGCACAGGAUCAUUCUGUUAAUUUACAUCGAAUGAAAGUUUGCGAUUGUAUCCGGCAUGAUGUUAGGAUGCCAUAAUAUGUUCAUAAGAGAAAGUGGCUGGCAGGUUACAACUUAUUUCAAGCAGGUGUCUCCAACGUGACGACGGACGCACGCUCAACCGUAUUAGAAUGGCAGGCUAUGACCACACAAACACGGCUAACCAUUACAUCUUUGUGAGGAAGGAACACUGACCUUCGAAUCUGGUAUAUACUGAAAUCGGCUUCACUGUGCUACCAUAUUCAUUACUAUUAUUAGGCAAACGACUUAAAACUACGAAUGAUAUUCAUCAGUACAGAAAAAAAAAGCCUAUUAUUUUCGAAAGAUAGAACUCGUUACAUAAUCAAGAAGCUUGGUACAACUUGGUGCACUACCUACUGAGCAACCAAGGCCUGCUAACAGCCACGCGGAGAAAAAUUUCUGUGGUCAGUGGCCCCUAUUUGCCUCUGCUGUACUGUAGGCUUACUCAGUGUUAUAAAUACAUAUCAGUAUGUAAGAACAACUUGUAUUAUGUUAUUUUUUAUCUCCUAUACAUGCAAUAAAAUACAA